Messenger RNA from Cannabis sativa, 1583 nucleotides. Its product is annotated as cytoplasmic tRNA 2-thiolation protein 1. The transcript has 10 exons. Lineage: Eukaryota; Viridiplantae; Streptophyta; Magnoliopsida; Rosales; Cannabaceae. The coding region runs from base 144 to 1217 and encodes 357 amino acids. Gene Ontology annotation, molecular function: tRNA binding. The record is from RefSeq and is a predicted model, not a curated record. Gene Ontology annotation, cellular component: mitochondrion; cytosolic tRNA wobble base thiouridylase complex. Gene Ontology annotation, biological process: tRNA wobble position uridine thiolation.
AUUUCCAAAUUUCAACAAGCAUGGGAUGGGAGUGUAUUUAAAAACGGGUUAAGAAUGGCAUACCCGGAUGGAUUCAUAGCACAGUAAGCGCCGGAGAAGAUAAAGAGCUUCACUGCUCUCACUUCUUUACUCGGCUUUCCUCAAUGGAUAAACCACUCGAUUCCAAGCCCAAGACCACAGGCCCUCGUUUGUGCUGCGUCUGUAACCAGAGAAGACCUGCCCUUAAGAGACCCAAAACCCUAGACCAGAUUUGCAGGGAGUGUUUCUACGAGGCAUUUGAGGAGGAGAUUCAUCAAGUAAUUGUUGAGAAUCAGUUGUUUAAGCCUGGUGAACGCAUCGCCAUUGGUGCUUCUGGUGGAAAAGAUUCCACUGUCCUCGCUUAUGUCUUGUCCAAGUUGAAUAAGCAGCACCAAUACGGCCUAGAUCUCUUUCUCUUGUCCGUCGAUGAGGGCAUUACAGGAUACAGGGAUGAUUCACUUGAAACUGUCAAAAGAAAUGAAAUACAGUAUGGACUGCCUCUUAAAGUUGUCUCAUACAAAGAUUUAUAUGGAUGGACUAUGGAUGAAAUAGUAAAGGUGAUCGGUCUGAAAAAUAAUUGCACAUUUUGCGGUGUUUUCCGUCGGCAGGCCCUUGAUCGUGGUGCUGCACUGUUAAAAGUCGACAAGGUCGCUACUGGACAUAAUGCAGAUGAUAUUGCUGAAACAGUUCUAUUGAACAUUUUACGUGGUGAUAUUGCUAGAUUGAGUAGAUGCACUGCAAUUACCACCGGCGAAGAUGGACCGAUUCCGCGGUGCAAACCUUUCAAGUACACAUAUGAGAAGGAGAUCGUUAUGUAUGCCUAUUUCAAGAGGCUGGACUACUUUUCCACUGAAUGCAUUUACUCUCCAAAUGCAUAUCGUGGUUUUGCUCGGGAGUUCAUCAAGGAUUUGGAGAGAAUAAGGCCCAGAGCAAUACUUGAUAUUAUCAAAUCAGGAGAGGAUUUUAGGAUUUCCACUACUACAAAAAUGCCAGAGCAGGGGACAUGUGAACGCUGCGGUUACAUUUCAAGCCAGAAAUGGUGUAAAGCUUGUGUUUUACUUGAUGGUUUGAAUCGGGGUCUGCCAAAACUUGGCAUUGGGCGGAGUCGUGCAGUAAAUAAUGAUCGUAAGAAGGAUGUGAAUGAAAAAUCUGUUACAAAAAGUAUAGAGAGCAAGCAGUGUGGAUCUUUGGAUUUCUGAUGGACGAUCAUACAUGCAGAAGUUUUUCAGACUGGUCCGGCACACCACAAUAUCCGAUUAUGAUGGUGAUUAUGAUACGAUAUUAUAUUUAACCGAAACAAGUAAGUACUUGAAUACGAUUCAUUGGGGUCAGCCUCAGCCACCAGGAUAAGGUUGAAUGAAAAAUUCAGAUAUGGAGAAUUGUAACAUAUGUAUUUUUUGAGUUGAUAUCGAAAUUUUGAAGGGCAGUGAAGAUAACUUUUUCCUUCUAUGUUAAUUUAAUGUACUGAUUCUUGGAGAAAACUUCCACUUCAGCUGUCAAGAUUGACACAUGAUAUGGCAGCAAUUUUGAAUUGGAGAUUUGGUAUCACCUGCUUGAGGUAUCAA